Molecule: messenger RNA, 1482 nt
Organism: Aspergillus versicolor CBS 583.65
Lineage: Eukaryota; Fungi; Ascomycota; Eurotiomycetes; Eurotiales; Aspergillaceae
Product: cytochrome P450
Exons: 3
Coding region: 1-1482 (493 amino acids)
Molecular function (GO): oxidoreductase activity, acting on paired donors, with incorporation or reduction of molecular oxygen; monooxygenase activity; heme binding
Source: RefSeq, a predicted model, not a curated record
AUGUCUUUGCAAUUCUCGAAGCUUUUAGGAGGGUUAAUAUUGGGUAAGACUCUUGUUGCCUUCUGCACUGUCGUUUAUCGUCUAUGGCUGCAUCCAUUACGAGCAUAUCCAGGAUCAUGGUGGUGGGCCGUCUCGCGAGUUCCAUAUCUGCAAAGCACCAUUCGUGGCACCAUCGUCCGAGACAUUCAGAAACUACACAAACAAUAUGGCCCAGUCGUCCGGAUUGCGCCAGAUGAACUCUCAUACAUCACACCCGAGGCCUCGAAGCCAAUCUACACGUCAAACCCGGAGUUCUCGAAGGAUCCGAUGCAUCUCCCGCCAUUCCACAAUGGCGCCCCGGGCAUUCUUGCUGCUGACCAUGCUCACCACCGCAGGUAUCGCCGGCUUCUGGCCCACGCCUUCUCUGACAAAGGAUUACGUGCGCAGCAAACCAUGAUCCAGCGGCAUAUUGAUCGCCUGAUCGGACGCCUACACGAGAACUGCGCAACGGGAUCCUUGGACAUGACGGUCUGGUUUAACUGGGCCACAUUCGACAUAAUCGGUGAUCUUGCGUUCGGGGAAUCGUUCGGAUGCUUAGAAAGGACGGAGACACACCCCUGGAUUGCAUCGAUUCAGGGAAACGUCCACGCGAUCCCCAUCCUCAAUGCUCUGCGUCGUUAUCGACUAGUCGGCAUACUCGGCCUGCUUGCUCCGGCAAAACUGCUCGAAAUGCGUCGGCGGAAUGCGGAAUUCACGGCAGAUAAAGUCGAUCGCCGGUUGGAACAUGCAGCAGUCACGCGAGGUGAUUUGUGGGACUCGGUCCUGGCAGACAGGCCGGAUGGCGAGCCUCCAAUGUCCCGCGCUGAGAUGGUCAGCAAUGCCAGUGCAAUCGUGUUGGCGGGCAGCGAGACAUCGGCGACUCUCCUAAGUGGUUGCAUAUGGCUAUUACUGGACAACCCGGUGUAUCUCCAGCAGCUGACCCGCCGCGUUCGGUCUCGAUUUGCCAGCCCUGCAGAGGUCGAUCCGCAGACGGUUACACAAGUCGAGGGGCUGCAGGCUGUGCUCGAGGAGUCACUCCGUCUUUACCCGCCGGUUCCAAUGCAGAGCAAUCGCAUUGUUGGACCGCAAGGCGCAUUUAUUGCAGGAAAAUGGGUUCCUGGAGGGACCUCUGUCGCGGUCCAGCAGUUUGCAGCAUGUAGGUCUCCCGAUAAUUUCAGGCGCCCUGACGAGUUUCUCCCGGAACGGUGGAAAGGACAGGGCGAGUUCGCCAAGGAUCACCGCGAGGUAGCCCAGCCGUUCAGCAUGGGCCCCCGCAACUGCAUCGGCCGUCAACUAGCUUAUACUGAAAUACGGCUCAUCCUGGUUCAUAUCCUCUGGCAUUUUAAUUUACGGCUCGACCAGACGCGCAUGAAGGACGCGGACUGGCUGGCGGAGCAGGGGAUCUGGAUUCUGUGGGACAAAAGUCCGCUGUGGGUCGUGUUGGAACCAAGGCCAAAGAAGUAA